Molecule: messenger RNA, 3353 nt
Organism: Culex pipiens pallens (northern house mosquito)
Lineage: Eukaryota; Metazoa; Arthropoda; Insecta; Diptera; Culicidae
Gene: Mtr4
Product: exosome RNA helicase MTR4
Exons: 2
Coding region: 126-3263 (1045 amino acids)
Biological process (GO): RNA catabolic process; maturation of 5.8S rRNA
Cellular component (GO): nucleus
Molecular function (GO): RNA helicase activity; RNA binding; ATP binding
Source: RefSeq, a predicted model, not a curated record
UUACCGAGCCGAGCAGCAGCACGCCGCACCGCGCGUUUCGCAUUUUGUUGCAAUUUUCAAGUUAUUUUAACCGAAAAAGUUUGAAAACUCCUUGGAAUUUGCGUGUAACCAGCUAGUACAAAACGAUGGCCGCCGUCGACGAUCUGUUCAACCUGUUUGACGCCGAGAACGAGGAGGAGGACGACGGCGGAAGCGUUCCGAUCGUUGUUCCGGAAGAUAAGCCGGGCAAGAUUGAGGUGGACGACGACGGCGAUGAGGGUGCGGUGAAGGAGGCGGAACCGGUGGCCACAAAGCGGGAGCUGGAGAAGAUUGAAGUCGACGACGACGAUGAUGACGAUGUGGAGGAGGUGGAGCCGUGUAAAAAGGCGAAGAUUGUUGAGUCGUUGCUGGACGAUAUAAACUUGGACAACAUCGAGUCUCGGAUUAAGGUGCACACGAUUCAGUCGCCGGAGGCGUGCACGCACGAGGUGGCCGUCUAUCCGGACCACAAGUACAUGCCGCUGGUGGCGCCGACGGGGAAACCCGCCAAGGAGUACCAGUUUGUGCUGGAUCCGUUCCAGAAGGAGGCGAUUUUGUGCAUUGAGAAUCAGCAGUCGGUGCUGGUGUCGGCGCACACUUCGGCGGGAAAGACGGUGGUGGCGGAGUACGCGAUUGCCAAGUCGCUGGCGGAGAAGCAGCGGGUCAUUUACACGACGCCGAUCAAGGCGUUGUCGAACCAGAAGUACCGGGAGUUUCACGAGGAGUUUAAGGACGUGGGGUUGGUGACGGGGGAUGUGACGAUCAAUCCGUCGGCGUCGUGCCUGAUUAUGACGACGGAGAUUCUGCGGAACAUGCUGUACCGGGGGUCGGAGAUUAUGCGGGAGGUUGGUUGGGUCGUGUUUGACGAGAUUCACUACAUGAGGGACAAGGAGCGGGGCGUGGUUUGGGAGGAAACGUUGAUUCUGCUGCCGGACAACGUGCAUUACGUGUUUUUGUCGGCGACGAUUCCGAACGCGCGCCAGUUCGCCGAGUGGGUUUGCCACAUCCACAAGCAGCCGUGCCACGUGGUCUACACGGACUAUCGGCCGACGCCGCUGCAGCACUAUUUGUUCCCGGUCGGGGGCGACGGAAUUCAUCUGGUCGUGGACGAGAAGGGAACCUUCAAGGAGGACAACUUUAACACGGCGAUGGCGGUGCUGCAGAACGCCGGGGAAGCUGCCAAGGGCGAUCAGAAGGGCAAAAAGGGUGGGUUGAAGGCGACCAACUCGGGCGAAACCAACAUCUUCAAGAUCGUCAAGAUGAUCAUGGAGCGCAACUUUGCCCCGGUCAUCAUCUUUUCGUUCAGCAAAAAGGACUGCGAAAUCUACGCGAUGCAAAUGUCCAAGCUGGACUUCAACUCCACCACCGAGAAGAAGCUGGUCGACGAAGUGUUCAACAACGCGAUGGACGUGCUCAGCGAGGAGGAUCGCCAACUUCCCCAAGUGGAGAACGUGCUGCCGCUGCUGCGCCGCGGAAUCGGCAUCCAUCACGGCGGGUUGCUCCCGAUCCUGAAGGAAACCAUCGAGAUUCUGUUCGGUGAAGGGUUGAUCAAGGCGCUUUUCGCGACGGAGACCUUCGCCAUGGGACUGAACAUGCCGGCGCGAACGGUUCUCUUCACCGGGCCGAGGAAGUUUGACGGAAAGGACUUCCGCUGGGUCACCUCCGGCGAGUACAUCCAGAUGUCCGGACGAGCUGGUCGUCGUGGCCUGGACGACAAAGGUAUCGUAAUUCUGAUGAUUGACGAGGCGGUUUCACCGGCGGUCGGAAAAGAGAUUGUUCAGGGCAAACCGGACCCGAUCAACUCGGCGUUCCACUUGACGUACAACAUGGUGCUGAACCUGCUACGAGUCGAGGAAAUCAACCCCGAGUACAUGCUGGAGCGAUCGUUCUUCCAGUUCCAGAACCAGUCCUCAAUCCCCGAAAUCUACAAAAAGGUCCAGCGCAAACAGAAAGAGCUCGAAGGCGUCCACAUCAAAGACGAACAAUCGAUCAUGACGUACCACAACGUGCGCGAGCAGCUCGACACGCUCGGCAAGCAGUUCCGCGACUACAUCACGAGGCCAACCUACCUGGUCCCGUUCCUCCAGCCCGGCCGCAUGAUCAAGAUCAAAUCGGACGCCGGCGAGUUCGAGUGGGGCAUCAUCGUCAACUUCAAAAAGGAAACCGUCGACGCCAAAGCCAACCCCCUCAAAUCCGAAACCAAGGUCAUCAUCGACGUCCUCCUCCACGUCGACGACGGCUUCGAAAAGGAAGGCAUUCCCAAACCCUGCCCACCCUCCAAGCGCGGCUCCGUCGAAGUCGUCCCCGUCCUGCACUCCCUCGUCCACCGCAUCAGCUCCCUUCGCGUCUACUACCCGAACGACCUCCGCCCCGCCGACAACCGCCGCUCCGUCCUCAAAACCAUCAACGAAGUCAAGAAACGCUUCCCCGCCGGCCCGCCCCUCCUCAACCCCAUCAACGACAUGCACAUCAAGGAAAAGGACUUCCAAGACACCGUCGACCUCAUCGACAAGUUCGAGAAGCGACUCUUCGCCCACCCCCUCCACGACUCCCCCGAACUCGACAAACUCUACACCAAGUACAUGGGCAAGCUCGAGAUCGAACGCGCCCUCAAACAGGAAAAGAACUCCCUUCGCGAAGCCAAGUCCCUCCUCCACAUGGACGAACUCAAGCACCGCAAGCGCGUCCUCCGCCGACUCGGCUACUGCACCACCGCCGACGUCAUCGAGUUCAAAGGUCGCGUCGCGUGCGAACUCAGCUGCGCCGACGAACUGCUCCUAACCGAAAUGAUCUUCAACGGAACCUUCACCAACCUCACCACAGCCCAAGCGUGCGCCCUGCUCUCCUGCUUCGUGUGCGACGAAAAGAGCACGGAACUCCCCGCAGCCACGGAAGAACUGUCCGGCCCGCUCCGCCAGAUGCAGGACCUCGCGCGGCGAAUCGCCAAAGUGUCCAACGAGUGCAAGGUCGAGCUGGACGAGGAACGCUACGUGGAAUCGUUCAAGCCAUUCCUCAUGGACGUCGUGCUCGCGUGGUGCAAAGGUUCGUCCUUCCUACAACUCUGCAAGAUGACGGACAUCUUUGAGGGGUCGAUCAUUCGGUGUAUGAGGCGGCUCGAGGAGUUGCUGCGGCAGAUGGUACAGGCCUCCAAGACGAUCGGCAAUACGGACCUGGAGAACAAGUUUGCCGACGCGAUACGGCUGCUGAAGAGGGACAUUGUGUUUGCGGCGUCGUUGUAUUUGUAAUACGGAGCGCUUUUGUUGACUAAUGGAGAGAAGUGUGUAUUGCAAUAAUACAAAAUUAUCGAAUGAAAAUAAAUAAAUCGUAACAAAAAC